This is a messenger RNA of Chenopodium quinoa (quinoa), 5198 nucleotides long. RefSeq names its product probable alkaline/neutral invertase F. The record is from RefSeq and is a predicted model, not a curated record. Gene Ontology annotation, biological process: sucrose catabolic process. The transcript is spliced from 4 exons. The coding region runs from base 1614 to 3467 and encodes 617 amino acids. Gene Ontology annotation, molecular function: endo-alpha-N-acetylgalactosaminidase activity; sucrose alpha-glucosidase activity. Lineage: Eukaryota; Viridiplantae; Streptophyta; Magnoliopsida; Caryophyllales; Amaranthaceae.
GAACCAUCACCGCCCAUAACCACCACGAAACCCAGAACUAUACCACCCAUAACCACCACGAAUGGAACCACCACGAAACUCAAUCAAGCCGAAACCACCACGAAUUGAACCACCACGAAACCCAAUUAAAUCAAAACCACCCACGCCACCCCCACGAAACGAAACCCACAAAUACCCAUGAAACCAGACCCACCCACCACGAAGACCCACCCACCACGAAACUCACGCCACCCCACGAACCAUAUCUAAAACCCCUAAAACCACCCCCACGAACAAGACAAACCCAAUUCCACGAACCCAAACCCACGAACCGGACGAACCCAAACCCAAAUCGCAAGAGGAUAUAGAAGGGGGAAGAUAAACCAAAAUGUAGAGUUAGGGUUCUGGAGAUUUCAAUUGAAUAAGGGUUUGGGAGAUGAAUGAUUUUGUUGAAGGUGAAUGAUUUUUGGUGAAAAUGAUUAUAAUAAUCAGAUUCAUUAGGUAAAGAGUGAAAUCAGGUUAGUGAUUUAAUUAGAUGUCUAAGUUGUUUAAGUACGGGUAAUAUGGUCAUUUUGUUGACAAAAAGUUACUAAAAGUGGAAAGAAAAAAUUUGUUGCACAUAAUAGGUAGCUUCCCAAAAUGGCAAAUGUUGCAAAUAACCGUUAACGGAGGUAGUACUUUGAUUUUUUUUCGACAAGCGGAACGAUUGUAUUGAAUCGGUGUAACCUCUCCCAAGUCUUAAACAUCCGCACCUUCAAAAAGCCCUUUGGUGGGAUCUGAUCUCGUGACUUUUAAGUCAUGUAGUCAAACCUUGCUUAGGGUUUUUUUUUUUUUUUUUUUUUUUUUUUUUUUUUUUUUGACGGAAACUUUGCUUAGUUAAGUAUCCUUACAAUUAAUGUUUACAAUUUGAUAAUCUCAUUGCAAAUACAUAUUGAUUAAUCAUUAUUGCAAAAAUACAUUUAAGAAAGAGCUAAACAAUUUGGUAAUCUGAAUAUAUAAAAUGAGUUUUGAAAGAUAUUAAUUAGGUUGUAAUGUAAGAAUAUAAUCAUUGUGUUUACGUGAAUCACAUCUAUUGAUAUAAAGCGGAUAACUAAGAAGGUAGAUAAAAAAAAUACUACACCUACAAGUACUAAUUGAGCUUUCUCAAGGAUAUGUGAGGUAUAGGGGUAGAAAACACUUAGACUUACGAAGUGCGGAUAAUGAUACAAACCUUUUUUUUCUGGGUGUUUAAAGAGCCACAACGAUGGGGUGAGAGUCGAUCCUAAAAUAUCUUGAAAUCAGGCAGAAAAGUAACAAAUUACUUUAGCAAGAUGGUUCAAAUUUUCACUUAGGCAAUAGUAGUACAACUGUACAUUUGUACAAUAUUGGAGUAUUGGACUAGGAAAAUAAAACACAAUAUUGACCCUUUUGCAAUCUUUACAAAAACACCCCUAUAUCAAACAUCAAGUUAUGAAAUUAUCCAAUCACUCAUUUCCCAAACAAUGGCAUAUUUGUAAUUGUAACGUCUUAUUUGGGGCAAAAGCCUUGACUGUACCAUCUCAGCGCCAAAAUCACCCACUACAUAUAUCAACCCUUUCUCGUCCCUGUAAUCAGUUCAGCACAACAAAUUCAAACCUCCAUUUUCUCUCUCAUCAAUGGCUUCCAUUGAAUCAGAUAACAACAACCUCAUUCCAGAAGAAAUCACCGAAAUUCCACCUCCACCAGAGAAACCACAUUCUCCUUCUCUUCAACGUCAUGUGGCCUUCAGCGUCGUCAACGAAAAUGAAGAAAUCGACAACAACAACAGCAGCUCCGCCGUAACAACCACCGAAGAAAGUGCUUCUUCGUCGGAGAAUCCAGACACCGGAGGUUCGGAGCAGAGUUCGAUUACUGUUGACAGUGUUUGUCUCGAAGCAACACUGCGCCCAGUUUCCGUCAGGUCUUCAACUUCGGCUGCAAACCUCGAGAGCUUGUGCGAGCAGACCGGAAGCGCCGGAAAAUGCAACGGAAAUACGCCGAAAUCAGGAGGUGCGGUGAAAUCCAACGGUGCUAAUGGAUAUUUUCAGCAUCCUAUUCCUAUAGCAGAGCAUCCAAUGGUGAAGGAGGCUUGGAGCUUGUUAGAGAAAUCUUAUGUUUACUACAAAGGAAUAUCUGUUGGAACUGUUGCUGCUUCCGAUCCUAGUGCUGAGGCGCUGAACUAUAAUCAGGUUUUUGUGAGGGACUUCGUUCCUAGUGCUCUAGCUUGUCUAAUGAAAGAUCCCCCUGACACAGAAAUUGUGAAGAACUUCUUGCUGAAAACUCUCCAUCUUCAAAGUCGUGAAAAGAGGAUUGAUAACUUCACUCUUGGAGAAGGUGUAAUGCCAGCAAGCUUCAAGGUUGUGAUAGACGAGAAAAAUGAGCGUGUGAAGGAAAUUCUGGAAGCGGAUUAUGGUGGCACUGCAAUUGGAAGAGUUGCACCUAUGGAUUCUGGGUUCUGGUGGAUUAUCUUGCUGAGGUCAUAUGUCAAAAGCACAAGUGACCGCUCACUGGCAGAUCAGCCUGAUGUGCAGAAAGGCAUGAAAUUGAUCCUUGACCUGUGCCUCUCUGAUGGUUUUGACACUUUCCCAUCGCUACUCUGUGCAGAUGCAUGCUGUAUGAUUGACAGAAGGAUGGGAAUAUAUGGGUAUCCAAUUGAGAUUCAGGCUCUUUUCUUUUUUGCACUGAGAUGUGCCAAAAACAUGUUGAAAGAAGUGCCUGACAACAAAGAAUUGCUGGACAAGAUCAACUCCAAGAUCAAGGCACUUAGUUACCAUAUUCGGACAUAUUACUGGCUUGAUUAUACCCAGUUGAAUAACAUAUACCGCUAUAAAACAGAAGAAUACUCUCACACUGCUUUAAACAAGUUCAAUGUAUCCCCGGAGUCAAUUCCUGAUUGGCUAUUCGAGUUCAUGCCCUUACGAGGUGGUUAUUUCAUUGGCAAUGUCAGCCCAGCUCGCAUGGAUUUCAGGUGGUUCUUACUUGGUAACUGCAUUGCUAUCUUAAGCAGUCUUGCGACACCAAAGCAAGCAUCAGCUAUAAUGGACUUAAUUGAGGCUCGUUGGGAUGAGUUAGUUGGAGAGAUGCCCUUGAAAAUCUCUUAUCCGGCGCUAGAAGGUAAUGACUGGAACAUUAUCACAGGGUUUGAUUCCAAGAAUACUCGGUGGAGUUACCAUAAUGGUGGAUCUUGGCCAGUUCUGCUGUGGUUGCUGGUAUCUGCAUGCAUCAAGACUGCGAGGCCGCAGAUGGCCAGAAAUGCCAUUGAGCUGGUGGAGAAACGCCUUUCCAAUGAUGGCUGGCCAGAGUACUAUGAUGGGAAGACAGGUCGCUAUAUUGGUAAGCAAGCAAGAAAGUUCCAGACAUGGAGUAUUUCUGGCUACUUGGUCGCCAAGAAGAUGCUUGAAAAUCCAGCCAAUCUUCUGCUGGUCUCACUUGAGGAAGACAAGACAAUUGCCAAGCCCAAGCUCAUUCGCUCUGCCUCGUGGAGUAACUAGCCAGUCGUCUUCUUCCCGCUUCUUUGGAUCUCUUUUAGCAAACAACAGUGGUGCUAAGUAUAGGAAAUGCUAUUAAGGCUGUAAAUAAGAGAGGUGAAAGGUAAAAACUGUUAUGUGCAUAUUUUGACAGGAAUUUUACAUCUUAAUACUGUCUAUAUUUUGUUGCAUCUAUCAGAACAUUGAUAGGGUGUUUGCAUUGGCAGCUACCUAGCUAAUAUGAUGAUUACUGAUGGGAAAAUCCCAGUUAAUCUUCAUGAUUGCUGAAUUUUGUUAAUCUAGGGGCUUUUAUGGUAUUUCAACCUAUUAUUAUGAGGAUGCAAUGGUAACUUCCGUGUGUUGACUUGGCCAACUAUAAUGACUAAGCAUCCACGUAAUAUUACUGAUUGCUGUUUGGGGUUAACGCCAUAUGACAGCCGUUUGUUAACGUCAAGUCUUCACUGUGAAACACUUGACUCUCUCUAUCUCCUUUGUAUUUUCUCUCUCCUUUGUAUUUGGUCAAUCAUGUAUUUGUUAUCACAGGAAACUAGUGAAAUUCACCUCCAACUCCAAAUCAAGAAAUGUUAGAGCACCGACUACCGACUAUGUUUUUGCAAAUUAUUGGAACACACGAUUACAAUGGGACUAUACCAAUUGGUUAAUAGGAGGUGUACAAUUAUUGAAGACAACUAAGGGGAAGUCAACGUGGAUUAAGUCAUAUUAAGUUGCAAAAGUUAUAUCCUCAGUUUUAACAAUGAAUAUGGAAUAAUGCAGUUUCAUCUCUGAUUUGAACUGUAAAUAUUGAAAUUGUUGAAAGUUUUUUAAAUUUUAUUUUUUUUUGGAUUUGCAUGCGGCUUGAUUGGGUAUUUUGUAAGGAGCUCAUAAAUUUAUUUGACCACUAUAAUAUACAAUAAGAUAAUCACCCGAUUCAGCAUAUCGAACUGGCUUGAUUGAUUAUUUGUAAGGAGUUUUUUUUUUUUUUUUUUGUCUUGUUUUUAUGGGUUGCUCUAAGAAUGGUGGAUUUGUUUUUGUGGGGUGGAUCCGUGGGGAUGAUUGAUUAUUUUGGGAUUUUGUUCUUUAUUUUUUGACUGGUUAAAAUAGGUGUGGUAAAAUUAAUUUUGUUUUCAGUUAUAGUGUUAUACAGUACUAUUAAUGAAAUUUGUAUGUAUAUGUGUUCUCAAAAAAAAAAUUAAAAAAAAUUGUAUGUAUAUUGCCGUGUUCAAGCAAAGAAGAAUGAGGUCAGUUUUUCUCUUAAAUUUCGCCUAAUUUUCUUCACUCAAUCUAUCCGAUGCAUUUCCUUUUUUUAUUAAUAACUUGCUUUUCUUAUUAGUUUGUUUUUAAUUAUGUAUUCUUUUCAAUUUUUUUACAUUGUGUAGUUUUUAUGAUUAAUUCUUUGAUUUUUAUAAUACCAGAUUUGAUUCAAGGACAUCUCAAAUGAAGAGACCAAAUAUGGAGCACUCAAGUCAUACUGAUUGUAAUUAUAAUUGUAAAUAUGCAAUAAGUGUAUACAUUUAUUGUUGGAAUUUCAAAGAGUUGAUUUUGUUGAUAUACUCGUAUUAGUUAUUUUUACUUUUUUUAGUCUAUAAUUACCAUUUUUGGAAUGAAGCGUAUAAAUUCAAAUUUCAAAAUUAAAAUAAGAACAACAUGAUAAUAUUAAAGUAAAUUUUUAAACAAAAAACAAUAAGGAUAGGACACCCGUUCACCUCUUGUAAGACAUAAGAGGUUUGUUAAAUACAACUAAACAGAUUCUAACAU